AUGAUGAGGCUUUUGUUAGCCCUCUUGCUGCCAAGCUGUACUCUCGCGAAGACUGUGAUGAUUACUGUACGGGAAAAUUUCACGCAAUCGUGUCCAAACGUGAAAUCAGACAUUAUUGAUCGCUCAUCGGUAAAAUUCAGUUUUGAAAUGAUUCCCAAUGAAGACGACGAGAACGAAGAUGACGAAGUGGAAAGGGACCAGGUUAUCCUCACCGAUCUCAACGGUCAGUCACGGUCAAUAUCAUUUCCCGGAUGCUAUCGUGUCAAACUUUCCUUCAAAAUGAAUCGACCUAUUGAAAAUCCGUAUAUCGAAGCCUUCUUACAACUUGGACAAAACAUACCCUGCCGUUCUGAAGGACGCACUCUGGUCUCGAACAUUUGUACAAAUAUUACAAAAACAAACUGGUGCCCGCAAAGUGGAAAUGAAGAGCUUAGACGAAUGCUCGCUAAUAAGGAAAGCUGGUGA
Cylicostephanus goldi is the source of this 465-nucleotide messenger RNA. Lineage: Eukaryota; Metazoa; Nematoda; Chromadorea; Rhabditida; Strongylidae. The record is from the annotation of a GenBank genome assembly.